Molecule: messenger RNA, 2075 nt
Organism: Labeo rohita (rohu)
Lineage: Eukaryota; Metazoa; Chordata; Actinopteri; Cypriniformes; Cyprinidae
Exons: 8
Coding region: 1170-1778 (202 amino acids)
Source: RefSeq, a predicted model, not a curated record
CGAAGAGAAAUGAAGUUGGUAGCAGAUGGAUAAUUGUUUUCCUGAGCAUUGACACGAGUAAUCUGAUGAAGAUCGAUUGAGCGCCAAGGCAAAGCACAUUCUCCCAUCAUCUGUAAUUCAGUCAGUAAUUGAGGGGCUGCAGGACAUCCAUGAUAUUAGCCAGUCUCAUUUGCUACACAGGAAUAAUGUCUGGAUUGAAAGAAGCAUUGAAAGAUGCAGUACUGUCAGUGUUGCCAAGCCUGUCUCCAGAUGUUAUCAGUCAACUGGUUGAGAAGCUCACGAAUCAGGGAGUGGAGGGUUUAGAUGAUUUGAUUUAUGUGAAGGAAGAUGACAUUUUGGAGUUCAUCAGACCUAUCCAAUGCAGGAAACUUCUUAGUGCCUGGCAAAAUCAAGAAAAACAAAACCAAACUGUGGUUUUGCAACCAGUUGAUGUUCUCCCAUUGGUUCCCUGUGAAGCCAGCAGUACUCCUGAUGCACGUCCAUCAUGCUCCUCAAGCACAUCAGCAAGCAAUCCAGGAUCAACUGGUGUUUCACAUUCAUGGGCUGAAAAUUUCAAAGUUCCCUGGAACUUAAUGCCUGCAGGUAUACAGAGUGCUAUUGAGAAUGACCGGAGACCUUCCCCAGCUGACCGACGACAAAUGAUUAGGAUCCUUGCUGAUGAAAUGAAGAAACAUGAGGAAAACCCAACCAGAUCACAGUGUCUAACUGUUACUCAGCAAAUAGUCAGAAGGUAUCCAAAAGUGUUUGCUGACAUGGUAGGUGACAGGCAGAUUGUGGGUGGAUAUGCAUCUCUUCUGUCACAACUGAAAGUACGAAUAGAGCAUCUUAAUCGAAAAAGUACACUCAGUCAUCAUAUGACACAAAGGAAUGAAAUUGGAAAUACUAAAAAACGAAGUUCCACUGAUUCUUAUGGCUGUACAAGCUGGCAGCCUAUUCUUCCACCUGGUGAAAGUUACGAAAGUAUUGAAGUUAAGCGUCAAAGGAUGGAGGAGAUACAUCGUCAUGAGGGAAUCUCUGGAGCACAGAGAGGGGACAUUUGCAAACUCAUGGAAGAGACCUAUUGCCUCCAGCGUAAGAUGAUUAAUGAAAUCCCAUCCCAUACCAUUGCAGAUAUAAGAACCAAAUAGCCAUAUCUCUUUGCACAGAGACAUAUAUAUGGCCAUUUUGAGAUGCUUACUGACAAAAAAGUGCUCAGACUUUUGGAAUCGUCUAUUCAGGAGGGUGGACCAAAAAUUGUCCAGUUUUUCAAAGAAAAACCAACUAACGAGGAUGUUCGGAACACACUCUCCAGUGAUCAAAAUGAUCUUGCUGCUAUGGUCCUACAACUACUUCUUGCACACUUCAAAGAGAAAUUAGAUGGUCUUAUCCUUCUGACAGAUGAAUUUGCAACACCUUCGGAUGUCCAGCAAGCGUUACCUUUGCCAGAAUGUCCACGCCUUAUAAUUCUUGGUCAGUCUCUAAGCAACCAGCGGUUGAUGUUGAGCGUGGAAGGUCAGGUUGUGUGUGAAGGAGAGCAGCCCAACAUUGUCUCUGGUCUUGCAGCGCUGUUUGCCUCAUUUUACAAUUUUAACCUCCAGUAUCAGAAAGAGGCAGCAUGCUCCCUUGAGUUUAUUCAGAGACGCUUUCUCGACAUCAACCCAGAGCGUGGAUCUAAAGCCAAGAAAGGGAAAGUUACGUCAAAGAAGACUGGCCAAAUUGUGCAAAAAAAGAACACUACUGUGCACCCACAGGUUUCCUCUCUUCUGAGAAAACUUACAGACUUUGAAUGGAAUUUUUAGACACUUCCACUAUCCACUGUAAUUGAACUAAAAGGAAGUAAGGUAUAAUGCUGUUAACAGUUAAUUGCAAUACAAAAGUACAGCUGGCAUUUCUUUAUAUAAUGCGUUUUUUUCCUGCUGACAUUUUAUUUUUUGCACAAUUUUAAAAUAAUUUAAAACCUUUCGAUUAAUUAGAAGUUAAUUUGUGGAGACUACUGAAAAGUUAAUUUGUGGACAGUACUUGUUAAUGUUCUGUUAACUGUUCAGUGAAUUUAUUUCGUACAGCUGACAUUUCAACCAACAUUUUCUGGCCUUUGC